AUGAAAUACUGCAUCUUGACACUUCUCCUGGGUCUACUGAUAAUCCCUGUAACUGCAAAUAUACCUGAGGGUUCUUGUGAUGGAUACACAAAUGUUACUGAACCAUGGCGCAACAAAGCAUUUACAUCCACUGGCUUCCCUGGUUUUCCCAAGGGGGAUAAUCUUCUCGGUGACAAGUGGCGGCGUUUCAUAGGGAUUGGUGGAGACAGAGUUUUUUCAGAUUGUCAUGAUAACUGUACGGAAGACUCCUGUGGACCUCUUGCUAAAUGUGACAUUCAAGGAGGUUGCAUCUGUAUCAGUGGGUAUGAAAUCCCACGAGAACACCUCCCCACACCAGAAUCAUAUGGCUGCACUGGUCUUCAAGAUGUUCUGGAUGGGAUAACACCCAAAGAGGUAAGAACAAGACAAGAAAAAAGAAGAAGAAAAGAGAGAGCGUUUCUUGACUACGUGGACGAUGACCUGAAAAACAAUGAAGGAACAGUCCUACCAGAAGUGACUGUUGAAAACUGCUUCGCAUCAUCUAUGGAAGUGUCAGGUGUUGGUCCUCAUGCCAGGUCAAUUAAGGUGAGUAGUGAAGGAGACGGGGACACUGGCAGUGCGAUCCUGGGCAUCUCAGACCGUUUAGUUUCUGCGAUGGUGGAGCCAGGUCAGAACCAUAGGACAAAGAACUUAAAGAGUUCAACAGUGGACUUAAGUCUAGAAACCUUUGGACCUGGAGGCAAAGCAAAGAGCUCUUCUCUCACAGCCAAUGGAAACACCAUGGAAAUCAACAUGGGAACUUUGGCCGAAAACAACAAUGGUUCUGCAGCAGCUGCCUUUCUGACUCUUCAUGGGAUGGAGAGUCUUCUCAGUCAUCAAUACUUUAAAACAGAAAACAGGACAGAGAUGUACUCUGAUGUUAUUACUGCAGUCCUCCCCUCAGUGAACAACACCAACCUCACAGAGCCUGUCAACUUCACCGUUCAACACAAGAAGGUGUCAAUGAAUCAAACAAAAUUACCUGGAGAUGGUAUGGUGACAUGUGUGUACUGGGAGGGCAAACCAGAGGAAGCACAAGGUGGUAAAAAAACAGGAGGAAAGACCAGUACCAUGCGUUGGUCAGUGGAUGGCUGCUGGGUUGCAUACACUACUGAUAACUACACAGUGUGCAGCUGCUCUCAUCUCUCCACAUUUGCCCUCAUCAUGCAGAUCGGGGAGCCUCCACCAGAAGAUGAUUUCUUAGAGUGGCUGAACCGAAUGUGUGUGAUUGUUGGAUUCUUCUUCUUUGCUUUGGCCAUUCUCACCUUCCUCCUGUGCAGCUGGAACCCCAAAAUCAACAACACAGCCCGUCUUCACCUCUGCCUCAGCCUCUCAUUAUCACACCUACUGCUGCUGUGGAAUGAAAAAUAUGCUGAACGAGAGCUGGCCUGCACCGUCAUGGCAGGGAUUCUCCACUUCUUAGUUGUUGCAAGUUUCGUGUGGAUGCAGCUGGAAGCAGUGCAGCUGUACCUGCUGGUCCGCAGACUCACUAAGGUGCAGGUGAUCCAGAGAGAUGGCCUCCCCAGGCCACUUCUGUAUGUGAUUGGCUACGGUGUUCCUUUUGUGAUUGUAGGCGUCUCUGCAUUGGUGUAUUCUGAUGGAUAUGGUGCCACUGAGGCAGGCGCAUGCUGGUUGUCACAAAAACGUAACUUCAAUUGGGCUUUAACUGGACCAGUGAUUACUAUCCUUGCACUCAACUGCAUGGUAUUCUGUGCUACUUUAUGGAGUCUGAGAACCACCUUGGCCAACAUGAAGAGUGGUGUCUCUCAGUCCACAGAUACAAGGUUGAUAGUGUUUAAGAUCGUGGCCCAGUUUUUCAUCCUGGGCUGUACCUGGAUUCUUGGCCUGUACCAGACCAAUGUUUUCUUCCGGGUUCUCUUCAUAAUUCUCAACUCACAACAGGGAACCUUCCUCUUCAUCGUCCACUGUUUACUCAACAAAGAGGUGAGAGAGGAGUACAUGAAAUGGCUGACCUGUUGCAGUAAGAAAAGUGAACAAAGAUCUGUGAAGGAUGUGGCAUCAGUCUCAGAGGAUUUGGACAAGACCGAAGAACAGACACAUGGUGGAAAAAACAAAGACUGCUAAUUGUGAAGAAAAUAGUGCAAAUAUACAAA
Messenger RNA from Sphaeramia orbicularis (orbiculate cardinalfish), 2132 nucleotides. RefSeq names its product adhesion G protein-coupled receptor E3-like. The record is from RefSeq and is a predicted model, not a curated record. The transcript is spliced from 17 exons. NCBI's taxonomy places the organism in Eukaryota, Metazoa, Chordata, Actinopteri, Kurtiformes, Apogonidae. The coding region runs from base 1 to 2103 and encodes 700 amino acids. Gene Ontology annotation, molecular function: G protein-coupled receptor activity. Gene Ontology annotation, cellular component: plasma membrane. Gene Ontology annotation, biological process: cell surface receptor signaling pathway; adenylate cyclase-activating G protein-coupled receptor signaling pathway.